CAGUAUAUAACCCGGGCAGCUGCAUGCAGGCACAGCGGUCAUUCAGAGCGGCGGCAGCGGUGAGGACGACAUGCAACGGCUCCUUCUCCUCUCCCUGCUGCUGACAGCAAAGGCACAACCGGACUGCGGGGACGACCACGGCAAGCGCGGCUGUCACGAUGGAAACAUCUCAUGCGGACGCCGCGGUCGGCUGUGUGCAGGCGGAGGACCGUGCCUGCCUUGGGAGCGGUUCUGCGACGGCCACCCGGAUUGCCCGGACGGUUCCGACGAGUCCGCACCCGCCUGCCCGCACCCGCCAGCCCUGCCUCAGCCAACGUGCGGAAAGGACGCCUUCCGGUGUGCGCCGGACACCGCCUGUUUCACCCUGGCGUGGGUGUGCGACGGCCAUGCGGACUGUUUAGAUGGCCGAGACGAAUGGGGGUGCAACUCGGAUUUGCCCCUUGUGCCUUCGGUACUGCCAAAAGCCAACCACACAGAUGGCACGUCCACCCCGGAAAUUAAUUAUGAUACAGAAACUGUGAUGCCUGAGAACUUGUUAACGACCCUCUUCAACGGCACGGUUGCCCCGGAAAUUAAUUACGAAAAAGGAACUGUGAUGUCCGAGAUUUUGUUAACGACCCUCUUCAUGCUUAUGGCCUUUGCAGCCGUUGUCGUCACUGUGACCUGCUUCCAUUUCAAAACGAAGCUGUUCCUUGCAGACUUCAAGCUGGAUAAAGCCACGCAGCAGCUGAUGCUAGAGGAGGCCUCCCUCCCUUCCCAAGAGGGAGCUUCCCGUUGCUACGAAGUGUGACCCGGCCACAACCCAGACCUCACUUCCCACUCCCAGGAACGUUUGCUCAAGACGGUUGGCGAUCAGGUGGCCGCUGUGCUUGGAACCAUUGAAGAAUCUGGAGGGGGUGUGUGUCCCCUGCUAUCAGAGAAUCAAGAACGGUCCGAUUUCACGUGCAUGAACUCAGCGGAGCGGCCUUUGUCACAUGAAGAAUCCCAGUAGAUGCCCUCGAUCAAGAACUUAAGAUGCAUAUUGAAGUAAAAAAGGAUAACCUCUUCCUCGGGACGGACUUCCCUGCUGCCGGUCCGAAGGGGCCGUGCAGAUGCUGCACUUGUGUCCUUCAUGGGCCUCCCCUGGUUCCACUUUCUUUGCACUCCACAGACCUUUCUCUUGUUGUGCAAACGUGCUGCUGCCGUUUUAAGUUCCCUUUUUCAUUUCAAUUCCAGCUCCUUAACAUUUCAGAGUGGUGGGGGCACGCUCCCCAUAGCUUACGCGCUGCCGUUCGUUUUCCUGCUUACCCGGGAGCAACAUCUGCAGCACCGGGCUCUUUGGUUCCGUCCCCAUGUUCUCGGUGUCCCACAUAUUUCUUUCGGUGCUCCCGGUUCUUGAUCUCCUUGUGGCUUUGAGUCCAACACCUUAAAGUCCCGGCUUCCGUAAAGCCCGCGCACGAGAGAAGGGUCCAAGCCCCCAAACGGCUUUGCAGAUAUAUAGGAAGCGAGAAUAAAUUAGUAAAUCGGCUCCUGCUGGUACAAGAAAUUCAGUUUCUUGAGCUGCUUUGCAAGAACUCAAACUGAAUUUCUGUUCGCCCCGAGCGACGUUUCUAUUGGGCAAGUUUCUGUUUUGUUGGAGUUCCCGUCUCUUUUUAUUUCCUGUCUUUCCUUCCCUCUAUGGUAGCAAAAAGCCACGGAAGGCAAUUGCCACGAGCCAAUCAUAUACCACGUCUGUUUUGUAUGGCGUACUCUCAUGGCAAAAAAUAAAAAAAGCCGGCUUUGGGAGCACCUUCCAGAAAUCCUGAUUUUGGGUGUGCCGCUGCGUGCAAACAAAGUGUCCGCCGUACGCACCGCUGUUUUGCCUUGAGGGCUUCGUUGGGCGUUGUGCAUGUCCCCCCACAAUUGCUAACGUUGGAGAGGUGGGCGGGUGUGCUUUCUGGGCCUGGGGGAAGUGCACAGAUUCCCCCAGCCACGCUAAUGCCGUGGCCGAGGGAAUCCGCUCACUGAUCUGGAGGUCGUGGAGAGACCUUCUGCAUUGCACCCAGUUAUCCCAGUAGCUAUUGCUGCUUUAAGCUCCUCCCUCACCCAGUGACCUCCGUGGGCAUCGCCGCAUCUGCCCUACCAGAUUAGCUAUGCUGACCCGGGGCGGAGGGGGAUUUGGCAGGAGCCGUACAACCCAUGUCCAGGGCACUGUAGUGGUUUUCAGGGUCUUUCUAAAACGCCGUCUCUGUCCGUCUUCGAGAACCCCGCUCCGGAACCGUUGACACAGAACACCUCUCUGAAACCAUACAGGAUUAAAAAGAACAUUUUCUCCUCUUCCAAACAACCUUUUGGUUGCCUGCCUGUUGUCUCGUUGCUCUUCC
Elgaria multicarinata webbii is the source of this 2342-nucleotide messenger RNA. Its product is annotated as sortilin-related receptor-like. The record is from RefSeq and is a predicted model, not a curated record. Lineage: Eukaryota; Metazoa; Chordata; Lepidosauria; Squamata; Anguidae. The transcript has 6 exons. Gene Ontology annotation, cellular component: plasma membrane. Gene Ontology annotation, molecular function: protein binding. The coding region runs from base 71 to 790 and encodes 239 amino acids.